AUGUGGCGCUUUCCCAUAUUUUGGAAACGGAACAAGAGAAAAGUAACUGUCACAUCAAAUCAUAAUAAUAGAAAACAGCAACAGCAGCAAUCUGAGAAUAAUAAUGAUGAUGAUAUUGAAAUGAUGUUUCUAAAUAUGAAUAAUCUCUCAAUUUCAGCUGGUACUCAUAAAACAACACCAACAAAAGCCUAUACAAUAAUAGCAAGUAAUGGAAUAAAUGGUUCUUAUACUCAAUACUCAUCGUCUAGUUCAAAUUCUACAUUACAUCCAACACAACAUAAUUUAAAAUUAGAAUAUACUGCUUGUAGUACAACAAGUCAUCCAAAAUCAAAACCUGUAGAAAUAAAUAUUAUAACAUCUUUUGAUAAUAUUGAUAAAAUUGCACAAGAAUCGAUGAAUAUAAUUCAACAAGAACAACGUAAACAAACACGUCAUAGAAAUCAUAAACCAUUAAACUUGGAAAGUGUUGUACAAUAUGAUUUAACAAAUUCUUCGUCUUGUUCCUUGCCAACGACACCGAAUCAAAAUACCAUCAAACCAGAAAAGAAAUUAAUAGAUCAAAAAAGUAUAUUUUAUUCGUGUGAUUGUAUUUUAGACAACAUCAAUAGCAAUGGGAAUGAUCGAAUAGUGCAUUCAGAUGAAUCAACAUAUCAAGAGAUGGUAAAUGGAAAAAAUACUGAUACUUCUAAGUCAUUAUUGAACAAAAAUCAACAAAUAAAUUCUGUUGUGGAUAAUAAUCAAAGAUCGUAUACUUAUUCAAAAGAUCAUACCACGUAUGGCGUUGACUGGAGUUCUACUGCUCAUCCGAACUCUCAUUGUUGGCAUCCAUGUCCAAAAGAUAAUUCAAACGUUUAUUUUUGUCAAUAUUCUGGUUGUGUUAAUGAAACAUUGUUAGCUAAGACAAAUCGUAACACUACAGUGACUACUGACAAUAUUUUAUUACAAUGUGAAUCGUGUUCAUUUAUCAUUCAUUCUCAUCACUUAUCAUUUUCUUCUCCAAUACGAAUUCCAUUGUGUCGUUUAACGUUUAUCGAUAAUAAAACAGAUGCGUCUCGUUUCGAUAAACAUUUCUGGAGAAAUGUGAACGUCUUAACAAAUCCAUGUAAUUUUUGUAAGAGAAAAGCAAAUUCACUAUUCACACGACCUCUGACAACUGCAAUUGAUUUAAGUGAAUUAGAAAAUUCGACAGUAUCAGCGAUCAUUCCUACACCAACAACAACAAAAUCUACUGUCUGUGGAAUUCAAUGUGUAUGGUGUUCCAGGACUUAUCACAAAAAAUGCUUUGAAAAAUUAGAUGAAUUAUUAAAAACAGAAUGUGAUUAUGGAACACUACGAAAUAUCAUUGUUCGUCCACAAUGCAUACGAAAAUAUCCCGAUCGAUUUAAAGCCGUUAAUGAUGAUAAAACGUUAAAUAUGGAUUCACCGUUACUUGUAUUCAUUAAUAAACGUAGUGGUGGACAAAUAGGAGAGAAAAUAUAUAAAAAAUUAUUAAAAAUUCUUAAUCCAAGACAAAUAUUUUUAUUAGAUAAUAAUCAAACAAUUUUAAAUGCUUUAGAAAUUUAUUCUGAAUUAUCAAAUACUCGAGUUUGUGUUUUUGGUGGGGAUGGAAGUGUUGGAUGGGUUUUAGCAAAAUUAGCUGAUUUUUAUCAUGGACUGAAUAAUCCGCCUGUGGCAAUCGGUCCUCUUGGCACAGGAAAUGAUUUAUCUCGCGUAUUAGGUUGGGGCGAUGUAUAUGACAGUAAACGUUUGUUACCGACAUUACUACAAAUUCCAAAAUCACAUCCAAUUCCAUUAGACCGUUGGCAUGUCGUUGUUGAACCACUUUCACAAAUAUCAUCAUCAUUACCAAUUAGUACUACUAGCAUCGAUCAUAAACAUCGAAAUAAAGUUGAAUUACGUAAUCAUCAACAAGAUUUUCUUCUCAAUCAUAAUAAUCCAAAAUUCGUACGUGAAACAAAUCGACCAUCGUAUUUAAACCAUCGAACAUUACCUAAUUCAUAUUUUAUUAAUUAUAUGAGUUUCGGAUUGGAUGCAGCUAUUGCACUUGAAUUUCAUGAUAAACGAACUAGAGAACCGGAAAAAUUUUCGAGUCCAUUUAAAAAUAAACUUAUGUAUUUAAAUGAAAGUCGAAAAUAUAUGGGAGAUUUUACAAAAUCAAAUCGAUGGAAUCUAAGUGCAUAUCUCACACUCAUAUGUGAUGAUCGAAACUACACAGAGUCUAUACGCAAUUGUCAUACACUCGUUGUACUAAACAUUCCCGGCUAUGCAUCGGGUACAAAUCCCUGGGGUAAAUCAUCUUCUAAUUCUUCAAGUUCUCGAGAUUUUGGUUCGUCAGAUCACAUCUCAACCACAUCUGUCAGUUUACCAUCAGCUGGAGAACCGUAUGAAUUAAUAACAGUGAAUAAGAACUCGACCGAAUCACCCAACACUACAACAACACUAUCUCCUCUAGUAUCUAGUGAUCAACAUUUUGGUGAUAAAAUGCUUGAAGUCGUAGGUUUGUCUACAAUGCAUAUGGGACUUAUACAUAUGGGCUUUUCAGGUAUUCGCAUUGCACAAUGUAGUCAAGUACGAAUUGAAAUCCAGAC
Didymodactylos carnosus is the source of this 2588-nucleotide messenger RNA. The record is from the annotation of a GenBank genome assembly. NCBI's taxonomy places the organism in Eukaryota, Metazoa, Rotifera, Eurotatoria, Philodinida, Philodinidae.